AACUCCACCCACGCGAGCCACCGCGAAGCAUUUAUAUCCAUGUGCAGAGGGAAAGCAGUUAGUGAAGCAGUCUGGCUCAGCGCUUCUCUAAGGAAGAACCUGCAACACACAAGGAACUUUCACCUACUUGUUGAUUCCUCUCCACCGCUGGAAUUGCACAUUCGUUUUUCCUUCUAACGCUCUAAAAAAAAACAGUCGUGGCACCAUUUUACAACCGUUGCCUCGUGCAUUGAAGGAUCCUGGUCGGUCCUCUAUGAGAGCUACUGUAACGUUACUGCGACAGAACUUCCGAAAAAGAGAUGUCUGCAACCAUCUUGUCCGCUUUCUACGACAUCGACAUGCUUUACAAGCAAGAUAUGAACAUGAACGCUGUGAAUCACAUCAAUAGCAUACUGGACAAGAAAGCGGUGGGGCCUCCAGUGACCACACACAGCUCCAAUAGUUCUUUCGCGCCGGGAUUUUUCCGUAGAAGCUCGACCACCAACAUGGAAGCAAUGACCAACAACAGCAACAAGUACUCUGUCAACUCCUACAGUAAUUUGAUGGAGAACGCAACGAGCAGCAGCACUGCCAUUAUGAACAAGGAGAACAAGUUCCGCGACCGGACAUACAGCGAGAAUGGGGACCGCAGCCAGCAGCUGCAGAUCGUGCAGCAGAAGCCAGGCUCUCAGAUCAACUCCACCCGCUACAAGACCGAACUCUGCAGGCCCUUCGAGGAGAACGGAGCGUGCAAAUACGGAGAGAAAUGCCAGUUCGCGCACGGCUACCAUGAGCUGAGAAAUUUGUCUCGUCACCCUAAGUAUAAAACCGAGCCCUGUCGCACUUUCCACACUAUUGGCUUCUGCCCCUACGGUCCCCGCUGUCAUUUUAUCCACAACGCGGAUGAGCGCAGACCCGCUCCAAGCAACGCCAACGUGCAGGGGGAACCCAAAUCGGCUCGCGAGCUCUGUGGCUAUGGUCAAAACGGCGACGUGCCGCAGCAAGUUGGGUACAACCGGGACAGACCAAAGCUUCACCACAGCCUGAGUUUUUCAGGAUUUUCCAGCCACCACGGACUUGAGUCGCCACUACUCGAGAGCCCUACGUCGCGCACACCACCACCCCCCUCAAACUCCUCUUGCUCUCUCAACUAUUAUGAGGACGUACGGUCUCCCAACUCCAUGUCUUGUGUGAACAGUGCAUUCAGUUUUCCUGGACAUGACCUGAAAGCCUUACUUGCUCCCCUGGCCUUGCAUACGCAAAACGGCUAUGGCAACAACCAUUUCAAUGGUGCCUACUACGGGAACAUUCAAGCCAACAUGUGCCCCCCUUCUCCCCCCUCAUACAACAUGAGCCACUUGCAGUCCCUGCGCCGCCUGAACGAUUCACCGGUGUUCGACUCCCCUCCUAGCCCGCCCGACUCCCUCUCAGACCGGGAGAGCUAUGCGAGCGGGUCCCUCAGCUCUUCUGGGAGUCUUAGCGGCUCUGAGUCUCCGAGUUUGGAUGCUGGGAAACGUUUGCCAAUCUUCAGCAGGCUGUCGAUUUCUGAUGACUAAACAUCCCAUGUUAUUUUCAAUGGAUCAAAUUUGUCCAUGACAUGGCAUUAGUUGUUUUUCCUUUUUGUAAUGAGGGUUGUAUAGAAUUAGAUAUCAACAGAAGGCAUUCCAUCGGUGACUUACACUUUUGCGCUGCAAGUAAGGGCAGUAUUUGUCUCAGGCAAGCCACACUUCCCUGGGAUAGAUGUGUACAAAACUUGACACGAGACUGUAAAGCAGAUUCAGAUUUCCUCCAUCCUGCCAAGAAAUGCCUUGACACAAUGUACAUUUUUUUCUUCUAAGUAUGUGUUCCUUUCUGAAAGCUUAAACUUCCAUUCCAGAACUUUAAUCUUUUUUUCACAGCGCCACGCAGUGGUUUGUUUGAGUAGUAUAGUUUGUUGCUUAGUUGAAGCACUCUGAGUUAGGUUUGUUUGGGGAAAUCACUGCAGAUGGUUGAAAAUAUAUUUUAUAUAUUUUUUUAGCUGUUUUGAGUGAUUACAUAGCAGUGCGUAACUGGCUAUGAAAUAUUUAACUUAUUUAUUACCUUGUGAAAAAGUGUAGGCUAUAUGUUGGUAAUUUGUCCAUACUGUAUUUAUCAAGUAUGAUGAAGCAAUAGAUCUAUAUUCUUUUAUGUUUAAAUUAUGAUCGCCAUUAUUAAUCUGCAUAAAGUGGAGUGUAUGUCCUUUUCACAGUAAUAUAUAUAUAUUGUUUUUGGUCUCCUUUUGUAACUUCACUUGGUUAUUUUUAUUGUAAAUUAGUAAAAAAAAAAAAAAAUCUUAAUUUAAGAGAACGUAUGUGAUAUUUAUUUCCUAAAUUUUGUUUACGUUUAUUAAAACAAAAGUUUGCGUGAUUUGCUGUUCUGAGGUUGCUUGUAAGAGCUGUGGAAGGUGUUUUGAGAAUCCUUAUCUAGAUGUUUCUGUAGAAUGUAUAAACAAUGUGGUUGUGCAGACCGUCCAAACCUGAGCUAGCCUUGCAUAUUUUUUUUUUCUCCAUAGAUCAGACUCGGUGACAAAGAACCCAAGUAAAUAAAUUAACCAAAAAAGUAUUUUGUGUUCUGUUUAUACGAGGUCACACUGUGAUUCCAGCCACGCGCUAAAGAAUGUAGCAAUCCUUUGUGCCCCAGUAUUAUUGUGUAGUGCCUACAGGGUUCACCAUCUGACAUGCCUUAAUAUUAACCAAAUAAAGUAUUUUUCCUACACAUAUCUUUUCCACAACUUUAAUUGAAUGUAGUGUUGGAGCUGAAUUACUUUUGAAGGUUGUUACCACUUAUCAUAAGACCCUGGGACAACGAUACUAUAUUAUUCCCCGUUCCUCUACUUUUGAUUUUGUUUGAUAUUGACUAGUUCAGGGGAUGCGCACUAUGUAUUUUUUUGACUACUUUUAUCAGAAGUAAAGCUUUUUGAAUGUAACUAAAACGGACAAAAAGACAACCUGAGUUGUAAUAUAAUUAUUUUUGGAGAGUCAGUUCACUACAAAUUGAGUGUGAGACUUUGUACUGUACAUUUUCUUUUGUAGUUCUCCCAAUAAAAUGAUUUUGAAAAUA
Oncorhynchus mykiss (rainbow trout) is the source of this 3057-nucleotide messenger RNA. Its product is annotated as mRNA decay activator protein ZFP36L2-A. Gene Ontology annotation, molecular function: mRNA binding; metal ion binding. The record is from RefSeq and is a predicted model, not a curated record. Lineage: Eukaryota; Metazoa; Chordata; Actinopteri; Salmoniformes; Salmonidae.